UUUUGCAUAAUUACAACUACAAAGUCACUCCAUCUCUUGGCCUUUCGUGACUUUAGCUGUCUGAUGGGUGUUUGUUGUGUCCAGUUAAUUUAAUACCAGGUCAAAUGUGAACCGUUGGGUGGCAAGCUAGUUUGUCAGUGGUCUAAAAGACCACAUCACUGUAAUCCAAAGCCAGAGUACACCUGAUUUGCACUUCUAUUCUCAGCUCAUACCUACUUAUUAUUAUAAAGAGAACUACCCUCAUGCUUCUGGGUAUUAUUUUUUACACAGAAGCAGUAGUCUAAACAUAUCAAAUCCUCAGAGAUUUAGGGCCUGUUUUAGUAGAGAGAAAAUAAAUUACUAGCAAUAAUCACAUUAAUGGCCUUUACGAAGAGGGCUGUGAUAUUUGAAGGGCAGUCAGUGGUGUGCUUAUACUUUUUAAGCUCUUCAGAGCAGGGGUACUUUGUAUUGGAACAGAAAAGGCAGAAAAAGGAAUGGUUAUUUCCUGUUUUUACAGAUGGAGAGCUGAGGCAAGAAGGGAUUAAAUGACUCACACAAGGAAACAUGAAAAGUCUAGCAAAUCCAGGAAUUGAACCUGAUUGUCCCAAUGAUUCAAAGUUCUAUGUAUGAAUUAUAAGGCUAACAAAAACCAUGAAGUUUCCCCAGCUCAAACAUGAGUACCAUGAUAUUUAAUAAAGUGAGUGAGAAGGUUGGAGGUGCAGAAGGAACCAAGUUGGAUGAGGACUUCAAAGAAAUGGAAAGGAAAGUGGAUGUCACCAGCAGGGCCGUCAUGGAAAUAAUGGCCAAGACAAUAGAGUAUCUUCAGCCCAACCCAGCUUCUAGAGCUAAACUCAGCAUGAUCAACACAAUGUCAAAAAUUCGAGGCCAGGAAAAAGGACCAGGCUACCCUCAGGCUGAAGCCCUGCUGGCAGAUGCUAUGCUGAAGUUUGGACGAGAACUCGGAGAUGAAUGCAAUUUUGGCCCAGCCUUGGCUGAUGUUGGAGAAGCUAUGAGAGAGCUUUCUGAGGUUAAAGAUUCUUUGGACAUUGAAGUAAAGCAAAAUUUCAUUGACCCUCUACAGAAUCUCCAUGACAAAGAUUUGAGAGAAAUACAGCACCACCUCAAGAAAAUGGAAGGCCGACGUCUGGACUUUGAUUACAAGAAGAAAAGACAAGGGAAGCUCCCUGAUGACGAACUUCGCCAAGCCCUGGACAAGUUUGAUGAAUCCAAAGAAAUUGCUGAGUCAAGCAUGUUUAACCUUUUGGAGAUGGAUAUUGAACAAGUGAGCCAGCUUUCUGCUCUUGUACAAGCCCAGCUGGAGUACCAUAAGCAGGCAUCACAGAUCCUACAACAGGUUACUGUCAAGCUGGAAGAAAGAAUAAAAGAUGCAUCGUCUCAGCCCAAAAGGGAGUAUCAGCCAAAACCUCGCAUGAGCCUGGACUUUUCAAGUGGAGAUAAUACCCAGCACAAUGGAGGGAUCUCUCAUGCUGGCACACCAAAACCACCAGGUGUUCACAUGGACCAGCCAUGCUGCCGAGCUCUGUAUGACUUUGAACCAGAAAAUGAAGGGGAGCUGGGCUUUAAAGAAGGAGAUAUCAUUACCCUCACUAACCAGAUUGAUGAGAACUGGUAUGAAGGGAUGCUUCAUGGCCAGUCAGGCUUCUUCCCCAUCAAUUAUGUGGAUAUUCUGGUUCCUUUGCCCCAUUAGGAUGGCUGUUUCACCAUCUCUUGACCCACAUAGUUAUAUUGAUACCACUGCUUUCAAAAUGCUGCUUACUACAGCUCACAAGUGCAAACUGCAGUGGUUAGAGUCAUCCAGUCCCACUGAGUAUCUUUGAUUUAUGUGUUGUUAUGCUCUGUAGUGGUGAUGUGUGGUAUCUUCUGACCCAGCACAAUGUAGCAUGCAGGUUCACAGGCUACGCUGUGUCAGCCUGUGAUGGUGACCAGGCUGUUGUUCAUAUGGUGUUGGGAAACAAAUAGCAAGCAAGAGUGAUGACUUGGAGUGAAGUAGUGGAAAGCAGUUGGAGUGUUGGGAAGAUAAUGCCCAUCACCACUGUACUACUUUUAAGUCUUAGUUCUUUAUAAAAAAAGUUAAAAGUUCUUGCCAUUCCAUUUUUCCCUUCCCAAGGAUAUGGUUCACACAGGUCUAAUAUUGCCUAACCAGCAUUGUGUCUUCUGAUCAAAGUGACUCAGAAUCCAUUACUGUUCUCAGAGAGGCAGUAUGAUGUAGACCCUUUGGUUUCCCUGAAAGUGAACUACCAUUGUACUGUAUGUGCUGCUGACCUGCAGCUUGUUUAAAUUCUGGAUUGUUAACUAAAGGCCUAUUCCAGCUGCAGAUAAAAUAUGAACCAUAGUAAAAAGGUCAGUAAUACAAAGUUGAGUUACAAGCCAAAAGUGGCUGCUCUUUAUAAACGUUGAAAAUGAUAAAUACAAUGCCAGCAGGAAGGGCAGGAUGGGGAAUAAAAUUCAUAUAAGUGUUAUCUCCUUUAUGUGAAGUUUCUGGCACAAAAAUGUGCCAUUAAAGCACCAAGAGCCCUUAGUAGAUUCAUCCCCCCCCAAAAAAAAACAACGCCCCCCCAGAAAAGUCCUUUUAUUUUUGUCUAAGUUUGUCUAAGUUUGUGUUCUUUGAACAUCAUUUGUGCAUAUUCUGCCCUCAAUGAGGACUAAACAAAAAUGAUUUUUCUUUGUGCUGAGCAAUUAAAGACUUGUGGCUGUAUAUACAAAAACUGUUCCCAUACGUUUGUUUUCUUUCUUUCUUUCUUUCUCUUUCUUUCUUUCUUCCCCCAUUUCUGCAACUUGUGUGUACAGUGCUGUGCCCAGCUUCCCAACAUUCUUUUUGUAACAGUUGUAAGAGUUCUAUUAGUUUAGUUUUCCAGAGUUCUAUUUAUCUAAAUUGUACAGACUCUUUCAGAGGUUUAAUAUGCUGCUUCAGAUGUGCCACUUCAGUACUGGAACAUGUGAAAUAAAGGCAAUCCCCUACCGCUUAAUGUAUAAACUAUAUCAUGGAAAGUAUUGAUAUUUCAAAUAAAUAAUGCUGACAGAAUAA
Molecule: messenger RNA, 3025 nt
Organism: Gavialis gangeticus (Gharial)
Lineage: Eukaryota; Metazoa; Chordata; Crocodylia; Gavialidae
Gene: SH3GL2
Product: SH3 domain containing GRB2 like 2, endophilin A1
Exons: 9
Coding region: 653-1687 (344 amino acids)
Biological process (GO): synaptic vesicle uncoating
Cellular component (GO): cytoplasm; presynapse; glutamatergic synapse
Molecular function (GO): protein binding
Source: RefSeq, a predicted model, not a curated record